AGAAAUUACUAGGUCUUGACCAAGAUGACUUCUUCUUUUCUGACCUCCGCGGCAGUUUUUGCCUUACUCACCCUGAAUGUCGGUGCCCUGGACACUUUCAUAGCUGCAGUGUAUGAACAUGCCGUCAUAUUGCCAAAUAAAACAGAAAUACCUGUUUCUCGGGAAGAUGCCUUGAUCCUGAUGAACAAGAACAUAGAUAUUCUGGAGAAAGCGAUAAAACUGGCAGCUCAGGAGGGUGCUAAAAUUAUCGUGACUCCAGAAGAUGCACUCUAUGGAUGGACAUUUACCAGGGAAACCAUUUUCCCUUAUUUGGAGGAUAUCCCAGACCCUAAUGUGAACUGGAUUCCAUGUCAAGACCCCAACAGAUUUGGUCACACACCAGUACAAACAAGGCUCAGUUGCCUGGCCAAGAAUAAUUCUAUCUAUGUCUUAGUAAAUAUUGGGGACAAAAAGCCAUGUGAUUCCCAGGACUCCACAUGCCCUUCCAAUGGCUAUUAUCAAUAUAAUACCAAUGUGGUAUACAAUUCAGAGGGAAAACUGGAGGCACGGUACCAUAAGUACCAUCUCUACCGUGAGCUUCAGUUCAAUGUCCCUAAGAAGCCGGAGUUGGUAACUUUCAAUACCACCUUUGGAAAGUUUGGCAUUUUCACCUGCUUUGAUAUACUCUUCCAUGAUCCUGCUGUGACUCUGGUGGAAGACUUACAUGUAGACACCAUACUGUUCCCCACAGCUUGGAUGAAUGUUUUACCCUUUCUGACAGCUAUUGAAUUCCACUCAGCUUGGGCCAUGGGAAUGAGAGUUAAUCUUCUUGCAGCCAACACACAUCAUGUCAACCUAAAUAUGACAGGGAGUGGUAUUUAUGCACCGAACUCUUCUAAAGUGUAUCAUUAUAAUAUGGAAACAGCAUCUGGAAAGAUUCUCCUUUCAGAGGUGGAUUCACACCCCCGAAACUCUCCUGACUACCCUGUAGCCAGAAGUUGGAGUAGCUACGCCAGUACCAUCCAGCCAUUCCCAGUACAGAAACAUACUUUCGGGGGAUUAAUUUCCCGUGAUGAGUUCAACUUCACAGAGCUUUAUGAAAGUAUAGGAAAUCUUACAGUCUGUCAAAAAGAGCUCUGCUGUCAUUUAGGCUACAGGAUGCUAAAAAAAGAAGAGAAUGAAGUCUAUGUUCUAGGAGCUUUUACAGGACUUCAUGGACGAAGGAGAACAGAGUACUGGCAGGUAUGCACAAUGCUGAAAUGCAAAACUGCUAAUUUGGAAACUUGUGGACAACCAGUAGAAGUUGCUUCUACAAGAUUUGAAAUGUUCUCCCUAAGUGGCACCUUUGGAACCCAGUAUGUUUUUCCUGAAGUGUUGCUUAGUAAAAUUCAUCUGUCACCUGGAAAAUUCGAGGUCUUAGAAGAUGGGCGUUUGGUAAACAAGAAUGGAGUAUCUGACCCUAUCCUAACAGUGUCACUGUUUGGGAGGUGGUACACGAAGGACUCAGGUGUAAUCAUCAAUUCACCAAAACUACUGAUAUCCACCUUGUUAAUAAUCACAGCUUUGCAAAAUACUGUGAUGACAUAA
Orycteropus afer afer is the source of this 1566-nucleotide messenger RNA. Its product is annotated as vascular non-inflammatory molecule 2-like. NCBI's taxonomy places the organism in Eukaryota, Metazoa, Chordata, Mammalia, Tubulidentata, Orycteropodidae. The record is from RefSeq and is a predicted model, not a curated record. Gene Ontology annotation, molecular function: hydrolase activity, acting on carbon-nitrogen (but not peptide) bonds, in linear amides.